CCAGCGCUAGAUCUUGGGACUCGUUCGACUCGCUAGAGCGCACUUUCCAGUCUAUGAACUCUGGGUAAUGUAAGGACACAGACGCUCUAGAUCUAGGCGUGUCAGUGGUAAUAAACUUUUCCGCAAACACUCUAGGAUUGUCGCUGCGACCUUUGAAUAGAGACUUAGAUCCAAAGAUGUACAGGGUAAUCUUGCUCGUUACAUUUGCAUGUUAUAUUCAGUAUGGUGCUUCUCAACAGACAGACACCAACUGUACAACAGCGGUGGAAACAUACAUGCGAAGCUUUAUGGAACUAGAAAUCAGCAAUGCUACAAAUGAUCAGAAAUGCCUAGAGCUCAAUGACACAUUUCAAUUUCUGAAAAAUCAAAGUUGUGUUACAGACGUAUACUUGAGACUUCUGUUUGUACAGGCCGGUGACAGACUUGCCAACUACUCGUGCAACGUAACAGCUAUAACCAAUGCAAUUUACCCUGCUCUAGCUCCAGAAGGUAAGAUUAGCUCACAUUUAUUGUUAUAACUUAAACGUUGGCAAUAUGUAUCACAGAGAUGUCAUAAUUUUUUAAAAUCCAGUCUAGAAAAUUAU
Molecule: messenger RNA, 584 nt
Organism: Biomphalaria glabrata
Lineage: Eukaryota; Metazoa; Mollusca; Gastropoda; Planorbidae
Exons: 6
Coding region: 177-518 (113 amino acids)
Source: RefSeq, a predicted model, not a curated record